This is a messenger RNA of Lytechinus pictus (painted urchin), 2682 nucleotides long. RefSeq lists its product as uncharacterized. The record is from RefSeq and is a predicted model, not a curated record. The transcript has a single exon. Bases 1 to 2682 code for a protein of 893 amino acids. Lineage: Eukaryota; Metazoa; Echinodermata; Echinoidea; Temnopleuroida; Toxopneustidae.
AUGGAUGAAUCUACUGCGAAAGAGGCUCCUGUGUCCAAGACUGAUAUUCUUAAGAGUCAACGCCACCAACGCCGAGGUGCGAAGGGCAAGCUUACAAGAAUAGGACAUGCCUUGAAGAGCUUGAUAGAAGAAAGACGGCCUAUUUCAGAGGUGCAGGAGAUCUAUGAAAGGUAUCUUCUUGCUUAUGAAGAAUUGCAGAAUAGGCAUGAAUCAUUUUCAGAGCUUAUUGAAGAUGACGAUGAAUACGGCAUGGAAGAAAGAUGGAUGGAUGAAUGUCAGCAGUCUUUCCUUAGCCAUCAAAUUUCUUUCAGAGAUUACUGUAAGGGAGAGACAGAGAAAAAUGUUUCAAGGCAGAAACUACGAAAACAGAUGACGAAUGAACAGCCAAGUGAUGAUAAUUCAGAAGCUAGUUCUGACGAAACAGCAUCAAACGCACAGCAAGAUGGAAGUCAUACCCAGAGUCUGCAGAUAAGAAAUGUACAGAAGAGAGUGGGAUCCAUGUUCAAAAUGGAAAAGCCAAAGAUGCCCACAUUUAACGGAAAUGUGCGAGAUUAUUGCAUAUUCAAGGCUGACUUUCAACAUGCUCUGGGAGAAGUUUUUGAUGAAAGAGAUGCUCUAAUGAUAUUGCGAUCAUGUCUGCAAGGUAAACCCCUACAGAUGAUUCAAGGAAUCGGACGAGACUUCAAAGCAGCUUGGGAGCAGUUAGAUAUGGUAUAUGGAGACCCAAGGUUAGUUGCAGACGCAAUUAUUCAUGACAUCACCAAAUUUCGCUCCUUGAAACCAGGUGAAGAUGAUCGCUUCUGUGAAUUUGUGAACAUAGUACGCAGAAGUUACAAUGUGCUCAAAGAAAUUGGGAAGGAGAACGACAUGAAUAACAGUCACAUGCUGGCUAUCAUGGAGAAGAAACUCACCCCUGAAGAUAGAAAGAUCUGGUUCAGGAAUCAAGAAUUGGGUGAAGCUUCUGCAACAUUUGAGAAAUUUCUUCAAUUCCUCACCCUAGAGUUGAAGGCAAGGAUGAGAUCAGCAGCUCCGGUAAGAGGUGAAGUAAAAGCAGGCGUCAACUUUGUGACCAAGAAGUCCAGCCCAAGUACCAAUAACCAGGAAAGGAAGUUCGACAGAUGCUGGCUCUGUAGAGAUGAUUCCCACUGGACUGACCAAUGCAAGUCAUUUCUGUCCAAGUCGUUCAAGGAGAGAAUGCAGAUUGUCAAGGAAAAUAAGGCAUGUUUUGCUUGUCUGAAAAAGGCUACCUAUGGUCACAGAAUGUCUACUUGCAAAAGACGACGGCGCUGUACCGAGAGCGUGAAUGGAGAACAGUGCAAGUACUACCAUCAUCCUCUUCUACACAAUUCAUCAGAUGUUAGAGAAGUUGGUGUAGCUUGUGUUGGUGCAAAGGAAGCUCUCCUACCAGUGGUGACAGUGGAAGUGGCUGAAAAGAAAACCUGGAAAAAGUGCAAUAUGUUACUAGACUGUGGAGCCCAAUUGUCAAUAAUAAAACAGUCACUUGCAGACAAGUUAAAGUUAAAAGGCAAAGAAGUCACUAUUGUAAUAUCAAAGUUGGGAGGAGUGGAAGAGGAGGUGAUCACGAAGGAAUAUAAGGUCAGCGUAAAGGAGUUAGGAGGACGAAAUUCCUUGCCAGUUACGGUGAUUAGCCUGCCUCAUAUCAGUACCACAGACAGUGUACCAGAAGAAUAUCUACAGUCAGCAGCCAAACAACUUAAGAUUGAUCGAAAGAUGUUCAACAGGCAUGGUGGAGAGAUUGACUUACUAGUUGGCAGUGAUCAUCCCAAGUUCCAUGGAGGUGAGUCAAAGGAGACCCACAACUUUACUGCUCGUCAUUCACCUGUUGGAUGGGUGAUACUAGGAACAUUGCCGCAUAGAAGGAUGGAAUCAAGUAAAGUUUUGCAUGUGCAGUUAGCCAAGCCAGUGGAUCUGACUGAGUUCUGGACGACGGAGUCGAUGGGAGUCAAGGACAUCGACUGCCAAUGCCAACCUACAGGGAUGACCAAGGCAGACAAAGAGGAGUAUGAUAUGAUUGAACGGUCUUGUGUCAAAGAAGGUAAUCAGUGGCAAGUUUCGUAUCCAUGGAAACGAGACCCAAACAAACUUCCUGAUAACAGAUGGUUAGCUGAGAAGAUGUUGGAAGCUACGGAAAGGAGGCUUCUAAAGAAUCCUGAUCAUGCAAAAGCUUACCAAGAACAGAUGACCCAGCUGGUAGAGAUGGGAUUCGCACGGAAGUUGUCUGAUAAUGAAGUCAGUGGAUAUUCAGGACCGGUACACUAUAUUGGUCACCAUGCAGUAGUUAGACCUGAAAAGAAAAGUACCCCAGUGCGUAUUGUAUUCAACUCGUCAGCAAGCUAUCAAGGACAUUCUCUCAAUGAAUACUGGCACAAGGGUCCUGACAUGUUAAAUUCACUUUUUGGAGUUCUGAUGAAGUUCCGCGAUCACUCUGUUGCGGUCAGUGGUGACAUAUCCAAGAUGUAUCACCGUGUCAAGGUACCAGUAAUUGAUCAACAUGUACACAGGUAUCUCUGGCGUGAUCUUGAAGUUGAGAGGAAGCCUGAUGUCUACAUAAAGUUGGUUGUCACCUUUGGCGACAAGCCCUCCCCGGCAAUGGCCCAAAUUGCCUUGAGAAAAACAGCUGAAGUAGCAGAGAAAAGAGUCCUAAAGCAGCACAGAUCCUGA